AGAAUUUCGAGUUGUCGUCACGAAUUUAUCAUCACGACGAUUUGUGAUGGCGCGUUGAGUGCGUCAUCACCGCGGCGUUCAGCGAUCGCUUGCUUCUGCGGUGGUGGUAACCCUGGUGAAGAGCUGACGUCAUUGUUGAGUUCCGAAAUUGAAAUCAAUAAGUGCAAUGUGCAAUGUUGUGUGUACACCGCGGACGUUGGGAGAUGGCGAUUAUGUCAAAACACCGUGCUAAGUCUCAUCGUGCUUGACUCGGAAACGACGACGCGGGUAUCCCACGACGAGAUGGCUCGCAACAGCAAGAAGAAACUCGCGAUAUUCGUGGGUACAUCGAAGUGUCUCGUUUACGCAGAAGCAAAGUACUGUGCCUCUGAUAUGCCUGGAGAAAUAAAAUAUUACGAAUGUUCAAGAACAGAGUAUUGUUGCGCUUUUGGUUGUUGCGUGUCGCCUGGAUUCCAUUUCCAUCACUUAUGGUACUACUGGAUCCUGGUUAUAAUCAUGUUUUUGGUCUGUUCUGGUGGUGGUUGGUGGUAUCGAUAUUGGUUGCAGGGCAGAUACAGAGCCGCAGCUUCGGCUAUUCCAACUCGAUCUUCUAAUAGUCGAUCGCAAAAUUCUCUUCGUAACACUCCUUGUCAAGCGCAGCAGGCUCGUAUUACAUACAAUUCAGCAAGAAAUACCGUCCUAUUACAUCGCAUGUGGAAAGGUCCACAGAGAAGUACAGCAGCGCCAGCAUAUAAUAGUAACGCGACUACAUCGACGCACUAUCAGAAUAUGAACGUCGUAUUAAAUGAUGCCAAUUGUCCUUAUUAUCAAUUAUACGGUCCUCCGCCUAGUUAUGAGACAGUCAUAGCGCAGACACGUGGCAAAAUUUCCAAUCCGGCGUCACCAGAGUCUUCUGCCGCACGGCUAAACCUGCAGACCACGGCGAAUGUGACACCGAUUUCGAGUGUACCGCAGUGUUUUUUCUACACUUGUAAUUCUCCGGCGAGAUUAGUGGACGGUAAUUCGAGUCAAUGUCAAGGUGACAACGCGAAUGCCCAUCAACUUGACGGUCACGAGAAUGUCCCGUUCGCGCACUUCUCCCAAUAUUGCACUGGAAACGGUGUGGUUGGUCAAAAUGCGUGCGUUCCUUUGGAAUAUCCAGAAGAACCGAUCGCAUCUGGGGGAAAUAAUUUCAGUCGCAGUUACCAGAGUAGCCCGCAACGUUUGUCAGGGUAUCCGACGGACAGACUGCCCGACGCAUCAGAUGUUGAAAAUGUGGCUCGCGUUUACGAGCUUCCGUCGAGUACAAUGGGACACGCGAUGCUCAAUAUUGACGCUGCGACCGGCAGCUACGGAGAACGCAGUCCUUGGCGUGGAAAUGAUCAAUCUAUGCUGCGAGUCCACGGUAAAAUUACCGUGCAGAACGAGAACAGAGCGUCUCAGCAGAGAUGCGUAAUGACCGCAGAUACACACGCUCUCUCGCCUAAGUCAGAGGAAAACGGAAACGUGAGCGAAUUGAAGCGUACGUUUUCCGUGAUUUCUGCGACGCGAAGAAGUUUCCCGAGAGAACGUAAAGAUUACGGCGGUUCCUUGCGAUUACCGCGCAGACACACCGGAGGUGUCAUUUAUCAAGGUGACGGCUUCCAAAGAGUUCUCCCGAGAGAUUUAUCGAAUUUUCAACGGAGCACUUUUAAUUCCGCUCAGACGGCACCACCCGAAGGCGCGCCUUGUAAUACGAGCUCUCUAGAACGAGAUGCGAAUUCUUCUCAAUCAAAUCCAUCCAAUAAUGUGAUAUUAGAAUCCUUUAUUUUUGAAAAUGUGCAAUCGCCUCCGAGUGACAACGUCGAAGAGACCCGAGGUCUUCAUACGACGAAUCGAAAUGCAAACUUUGAUCCUGAAAGUAAACACAAAUUAGACAGAUCGAAGUCGCUAGACUGAAUGUAAAAUUUAAAUUCUUAUCAUUGCGCGUAUCACGCGAUGUUUAUUCUUGUAUGUCUCUGUUAUUCGCGCGUAAUUUAUAUAGCAAUACAAAACUUAAUUAUUGUUCGUUGUCAAGACACGUUAAAGUAAUCACCUCAACGGAGUUUCCGAAUGUCGCGAAAUAUUCCACUUUGCCGAAGAUAACAGAAAUAGUAUUUUUUUGAACACGUGUGUACGGUAUAUUUGAUGCGGUGAGUAUUUCGUAUUUUACCUACUCUAUAAUAAUAUUUCACGUCAUUUUGUCAUGUCUUUAAUUGUCGAAUCUGAUGAUUGAAUUUUUUAGAAAUGUGAAAGAUGCGUAUAUGUCACUCAUUAUCUCAUGCAGAAUUAACGAAUUUGAAAAUAUUACAUGUUAGAGUUAAAUCGCACUUUUACAAUAUUUUUGGCGUAAUAUCACAAUUUCCUGAAGCUAAACUAUUUUGAUUAUUAAGAUACUAAAUAUCGAGAUGCUAAAUAUUGUCUUUAAAUGUGAUAGCUGAUAGUUCCAUUUACGUACGUCGGCGAAAUGUUUUAUUUCUGAUACCUGCAACACAUACUGCCAUGGAAAGAUUUUUCUGAACGUCAAUAUCAGACAUGGAUCUUAAUUUUUUUUUUAAUUUUCGCACUUUGCUUAAUGUACAUACUUUAAGAUUAAGAUGAAAAAAAAUGGUAUUUCAAAUGGUAUUUCAAAAAACGCGGCCCAAUUUAAUCCACUUACGCACAAAGAAAAAUAUCAAUCAUUAUGUUUUAUUACUCUGAUAUGAUAAUAGUAAAUAAAUAAUUAAUUGCACAUUUUUGUAAUCUUCAAGUGAAAAUGUACUUAUGAAUUGCGUCUAUGGAAGAUCAUAGAAAUGGUUAAUGUCUUCAAUAAAGAUAUAAGACUCAUUUUAAAUAUCGCAAAUAAAUUUAACGUAUUUUUUCUAAUGAUAAUAUUGAUAUUGAUAUUGAUCGAAUUCUCAAUGAUGCCGAAGUGAUCUCGCUCUUCGUGAAGUAUAUUUCGGUCAAGCCAGUUCUUCUCUAUAUAAGCCUCUAUUAUAUAUAUAUAUAUAUAUAUGUGUGUGCACAUUAAUAUUAUCUCUAUAUUAAAGAAUGCGUAUAUUACUAUACGCUUGCACACAUACUUGAUAUUAUGAUACAAUGAUCCAAGAGAGAUUCUAAUUUAUUUACGAUCGAAGCAGCAAUAUUCUUGUAAUAAAAAUGCGAUCGUGUAAAGAAGUGAAAAGUUAAACAGGGCGGAGAUCGUUUUCAGCUUGAACGUUGGAGGAAAUACAAACGCGAGAGAAUAUAUAUGCGACAAGCAUAAUUCGAUUAUAAGCAAUCACAUUCGCAUAACUUGUAACUUCCUGUUAAUUUCCUCGCGUGUAAUAUCUGCAUAAGUUUAAUAUUCUUAAAGAGUCUCUUUGUAUCUAUAUAAUUAUGUAAGGAGAAAGACUGUGUCCUCGUGCUGUGACAUGAUACUUGAUUUAUUGCAAUCUUAUCUAAUGUCGUGAAAACAUCAAUUGCAAUUCUCGCGAAACAUAUCAUUUAGAAAAUUGCAUUAAAAGAAAUCGAUUCGGUUUAUAUAUGUAUUUAUAUACACGCUACACUUUGUCUCGCCAUUGUUUUUUUUCUUUUUUUCCCCCCAUAAUACAUACGCGAUACAUUAAGUUUUAAGAUUGCGACGUACCGUGUCGUUAGAGCCCUUCGAUUUAGAUUCUUGAGCGUAACAGCGGUCCAAGAAAACGCGUACGUGCCAAUAGUCCGUUAGAUAAGCAAGUAUUUGGAUAAGCGAGACGCGGUCUCGCAGCCAAGGAGGUCUUACCUUAAAAUGCAAAGCAAAAUAAAAGAGAUAUAUAUAUAUAUAUAUAGAUAUAUAUAUGUACACACUAUUUUUUGUAAUCGAUAAUUCUAACUGAUAAACUGGGCUAUUUAAUGAGAGUCCGCGUGAUUAUAUAAUGUAUAAGCUUGUACCAUAUUAUAUAUUAUAUAUCGUAUAUAUAAAUAUACGUAUACAUAUACCAUGAGACUAUAAUAAUUUCUAAUUUCAGAAAUCACUAUAUUUUGUGUGCGUGCAUAGUUAUGCUGCGCGUUAUAUCGUAUAGCUUUAAUAAGCUCUAAUCUCUGAACGAUCUUCUCACCGUAAUGUGCAAUCGCCGUAAUGUAUCCGCACGGUAUCAGUGACGCUGUAAGAUACCGUAAUGUGAAAGAAUGUCUAUCCGAAAUAAAGACACCAAAUAUUUAUUCACGUA
Pogonomyrmex barbatus (red harvester ant) is the source of this 4166-nucleotide messenger RNA. RefSeq lists its product as uncharacterized. Gene Ontology annotation, cellular component: cytoplasmic vesicle membrane. NCBI's taxonomy places the organism in Eukaryota, Metazoa, Arthropoda, Insecta, Hymenoptera, Formicidae. The record is from RefSeq and is a predicted model, not a curated record.